CUGGAAAAAUAAUAAUUUAAUCGAAAAGAUAAAGUAACGGGAAAAAACUGAAAAAAGGACAGAGGGAGCGAUGGUGGAGAAAGAAGCGGGAGAAGCCACCACCGCCGCCGCUUCCUCCAUGAGCUUCGACCUCCCGGAGGAAGUAUUGCAGGUGCUUCCGUCGGAUCCAUUCGAGCAGCUCGACGUCGCCCGCAAAAUCACCUCCAUCGCCCUCGGCACCCGCGUCUCCUCCCUCGAGGCCGAAUCCGCUUCCCUCCGCGACCAGCUCGCCGACCGGGAAAAUCUCAUCUCCGACCUCUACUCUCAGAUUGAAUCUCUCGACGCCGCCCUUUCCGCCGCCUCCGACAAGCUCUCCGUCGCCGACCAAGAAAAGGAUAACUUGUUGAGAGAGAAUGCUUCGCUCUCCAGCACUGUCAAGAAGCUCCAGCGCAAUGUUGCCAAGUUGGAGGUUUUCAGGAAGACGCUAAUGCAGUCUCUUCAAGAGGAUGAAGACAGCUCUGUGAAAAACACUGGGGGCGGAGGAGCUGUAGGAACUCCUCAUAUCAUUGCUAAACUGACGCCUAACGAGGAUGAUGCCAUAUUGCCACCUUUAAGAUCAUCUUCAACUGCGAGCCAGUUCUCGGAAGUGGGGAGCUCUUACACCGAGGAUCGUAGCUCAGAUGCGACGAGGCCUGGCUUGUCGAAGUCGAUGCUGCUAGCAUCGCAGACAAGCACACCAAAGCUGACACCGCCUGGUUCUCCUCCGAUAUAUUCAGCUUCAGCAUCUCCUACCAGAUCGUCUAAAUCCGCUUCACCAAGGCGAAGUGCGAUGUCGUUUUCUACAUCCAGAGGGAUGCCCGACGACAGGUUCUCCUCUCUCUCACCAGGCCAGUACAGUUCCGUCUCGAGCUCAGACACAGCAUCACAAACUGGGAGAGCUCGAGUUGAUGGGAAAGAAUUCUUCCGCCAAGUUAGGAGCCGUUUGUCAUACGAGCAGUUCGGUGCAUUUCUGGCUAACGUCAAGGAAUUGAACUCCCACAAGCAAAGCAAAGAGGAAACACUGAGGAAGGCAGAGGAGAUUUUCGGGUCAGAGAACAAGGACCUUUACGCGAUAUUCGAAGGAUUGAUAUCUCGAAGUAGCGUACAUUGAAACACUACCAUAACCAGGUUCCUGUAUCCAAAUAUUGUGUUCUUGCCCCGUCCCACAUUUUUUCCAUCUCGGGUGUAAAUUCUUUGCCAUCAUGUACACAACUCUCCCCCUCUCUGUGUUUCCCCACUUCUAUCGAUCAUGUGCAUGGUGUAUUACUUCACUGACUGUUAAAUAAUGUAAGCCUGAGAAAAGAAUCUCUUUGAUACUGGACAAAGGGAAAUUCAAUAAUAAGUUGUUCUGUAAGGAAAGGUCCCCCUUUUGGCUACAUUUUGCUUCGAAGUUUGGAAUACAGAAGGAUUCGAGGC
Molecule: messenger RNA, 1434 nt
Organism: Linum trigynum
Lineage: Eukaryota; Viridiplantae; Streptophyta; Magnoliopsida; Malpighiales; Linaceae
Source: the annotation of a GenBank genome assembly